This is a messenger RNA of Cajanus cajan (pigeon pea), 1041 nucleotides long. RefSeq names its product steroid 5-alpha-reductase DET2. Gene Ontology annotation, molecular function: oxidoreductase activity, acting on the CH-CH group of donors. The record is from RefSeq and is a predicted model, not a curated record. Gene Ontology annotation, biological process: lipid metabolic process. NCBI's taxonomy places the organism in Eukaryota, Viridiplantae, Streptophyta, Magnoliopsida, Fabales, Fabaceae.
UAGGUGCAGUCACCAUGUGUUUUCUUUGGCUCGAGAAAGCACCAUGGUGAUGAUGUCUGUGUUGUUGAGCUUCAUUUUUCCAGCCUCAGCGUCUCUGGUGAUUAGGGGCAUGUCAGUGAUAAGUUUGGUGUCAGUUGGCAAUGCUUUCUUAUCCGAAAUAAGAGGAAAACAUAUGAACUAUUCAAAGUUUUGGAAUGCGAAUUCCACUGAAAAGAUGCAGAUGAAGUUGUCAAGUAAAGUUGGCAUGCUUCUGUCUUACACUCCUGCUUUUCUUGUUUGUCUUGCAUCUUUCUGGAUCUUUCCUCAUGAAGGGUUCAGAUCCACCCUCCUUCAAUCUGCUCUUACUCUCCAUUUCUUCAAGAGGCUCUUUGAGGUUCUGUUUAUUCACAAAUACAGUGGGGGCAUGGCACUGGACACUACAAUCACCAUCAGUCUGAAUUAUUUCAUAUCAACUUCACUCAUGAUCUAUGAUCAAAACCUAACACAAGGGCUCCCAGAACCACCAAUUAAUCUGGUGUAUCCUGGCAUUGUUUUGUUUGUGGUUGGCAUCAGUGGCAACUUGUACCACCACUACCUUCUAUCCAAAUUAAGAGGAAAGGGUGAAAAGGAGUACAAGAUUCCAAGGGGAGGCUGCUUUGAACUUGUCAUAUGCCCCCACUACCUUUUUGAGAUUAUUGGCUUUUUGGGGGUUUCCUUCAUAUCUCAGACGUUUUAUCCAUUCUCUUUCACUCUAGGCUCAACUAUCUACUUGAUGGGUAGGAGUUAUGCAACCAGGAAAUGGUAUCUUUCUAAGUUUGAAGAUUUUCCUAAGCAUGUUAAGGCUGUCAUCCCGUUUGUCUUCUAGUUGGAUAGGAACAACUAAUUUAUUUUAGGUAUAGAUAGGUGUGCUACAUUGUCUUUAUUGGUGUUGAAUAAUAUGUAUCUUUUGAUAUAUUUUUUCUUAGGAAAAUGAAGUAGAGUUAGAUGUGUCAUAUGUUUUAAAUGAUUUUCGAUCAUUAGAUGUAUCAGUUAAAUUUAAACAUGGAGAUUGUUCGUAUUUAA